Messenger RNA from Knipowitschia caucasica, 240 nucleotides. NCBI's taxonomy places the organism in Eukaryota, Metazoa, Chordata, Actinopteri, Gobiiformes, Gobiidae. The record is from the annotation of a GenBank genome assembly.
AUGGAGGAGGUGAUGGAGGAGGUGAUGGAGGAGGGGAUGGAGGAGGGGCUGGAGGAGGUGAUGGAGGAGGUGAUGGAGGAGGUGAUGGAGGAUGUGAUGGAGGAGGUGAUGGAGGAGGUGAUGGAGGAAGUGCUGGAGGAAGUGAUGGAGGAGGUGAUGGAGGAGGUGAUGGAGGAGGUGAUGGAGGAGGUGAUGGAGGAAGUGCUGGAGGAGGUGAUGGAGGAGGUGAUGAGGAAGUGA